AUGAAGAUAAGGCAUGAUCCGCUUCCAAUUUUCUUCCCGUUUCCGCCCAAUUUGGGAGGAAAAUUUGGAAGGAAAAUCAAUCUCCAAAAUCCGUCCCUUUCCUUCACUUUCCUUCGAUCAAUUAAACUCGGGAACGCGGGUUUCCUUCGAUUUCCCUCACCUUCCCUCGAUUUCUCUCCGUUUCUCUCCCCUGCCAUGCUAUCCUUCUCCACCACCACCAUCACUAGUAGAAUGAUCAUAACGACGUCACUCCUUCUUUUCCUCUUCACCCCUACCCUCGUGAGUUCAGAAUGCGAAUUACUCAAAUACGACACAAACCUUUUAGAAUUCCCUUUAAAUUUAGAGUAUUUUGAAGCUGAAUACUUUUUGUAUGGAUCCAUGGGUAAAGGCUUGGAUAGCGUAGAACCGAAUAUCGCAGCAGGCGGCCCACCACCUGUCGGUGCAAAGCAGGCGAAUCUGAGUCCGGUUAUUAAAGAUAUAAUCACUCAAUUUGCGUAUCAAGAAAUUGGCCACCUAAGGGCAAUCAAGAAGGUGGUAGAGGGAUUUGCAAGACCACUCUUGAAUCUAAGUUCAGAGUCGUUUGCAACCGUUAUAAAUGAUGCAUUUGGAAAACCUUUAUCUCCCCCGUUUGAUCCAUAUGCGAAUGACAUCAAUUAUCUUAUUUCGUGUUAUGUGAUCCCUUAUGUUGGUCUUACGGGAUAUGUUGGAACAAAUCCAAAGCUUCAAAGCCCAGUUUCUCGAAAGCUUGUAGCAGGAUUACUGGGAGUAGAAUCAGGUCAAGAUGCUGUCAUCAGAAGCCUUCUUUAUGAACGAGCGAAGGAAAAAGUAGUUCCAUAUGGAAUGUCUGUAGCCGAGUUCACACAUAAAAUCUCACAACUACGAAACAAACUAGGUAACAAUGGCCUAAAGGACGAAGGCCUCAAAGUGGCAAGUGAUAUUGGGGCAGAAAAGAAGACACAAGGGAACAUACUUGCAGGUGAUAAAGAUUCAUUGGCAUAUGCUCGAUCUCCUCGAGAAAUACUAAGAAUAGUGUAUGGAACCGGAAAAGAACAUGUCCCAGGUGGCUUUUACCCUAAUGGUGAUAAAAGUAAAUGCCAAGUGACAACAAUACUACAACAACAUUCCGAUACGUUCGUUGUUCUUCAUUUCAAUUUACGUUCGAUCAUCGUCUUCUUCGCUCAAGUCCCUGCCGUGCAAUCAAGUACAUCCUUGCUCAAGGCGGAGGUUAUGGCUGGCCAUGAUGAUUCUGGAAAGAAAUCAAAUGAAAAUGAGAUACCAACUUUUAAUGUGGAAAAUAUGCAAAGCAACAUGAAAGUCAUAUACUACAGUCGGACAUUCAUGUCAAUCAUUGGUGGAGUGAUUGCUGGAAUUUUAGGGUUCACAGGCCUCAUGGGAUUUGUCAUCUAUUUACUUGUCAUGGCUCUAACCUCCCUUUGUCUAACAGCCAAGGCUGGUUUCUCUAUCCACACAUAUUUUGACACCUGGAAUCGGGUCCUACUCGACGGCUUUCUAGGCGGCCUUUUGUCUUUCGUGCUGUUCUGGACGUAUCCUUUUAUUUAUGCUUUCUUUAUAUUAUACUCCCCAUAA
Messenger RNA from Lactuca saligna, 1587 nucleotides. The record is from the annotation of a GenBank genome assembly. Lineage: Eukaryota; Viridiplantae; Streptophyta; Magnoliopsida; Asterales; Asteraceae.